AUGUUUGGUUUUAUUUUAGCUGCAAUUAAUGCUGACUUAAAUCGAAGAUUAGACGAGAAAAAUCAUCAAAGUGAUACCACAUCCGCAGUAACUGAUCCAAUAACAACACCAUCAACAAAUGAAGUAAACUCUACAACAACAACAACAACAACAACAACAACAGUAAGUCCACUUCAUACAACAGCAGAUGAAAAAACAACUGUGGCACAAGAAGAUUCUGGAGCUAAAACAAAUAAUCAUGGUCGCAAACAUCUUCAAACUGGACAUUUCACAGGAAAUGUAAAAAUUGAUUUGGCAAUUUCAUCGAGCAUUUAUGAGUUUGCAAUCCACACACACUUGCUGAAUAUUUCAUCUGUAAAGUUCACAUUACCUGGUUCAAAUGUUGAAGUUGAGAGCUACGAACAUCAUGCGAAAUUGGAGCAGCUGAAAAUUUAUCUUACAAACAGCGUUGGACCAACCAAUAAUUCCACUUUGGAAAUUGACUUUAGCGGUUCUUUGAAUGAUAAGAUUGUGGGAUUCUACAGAAGUGCAUAUAAAGAUAAUGAAGGAAAUGCCAGUGAAAGAGCUGAAGACGAUGAUGAGCAUCUACAUAAGUAA
This is a messenger RNA of Chironomus riparius, 597 nucleotides long. NCBI's taxonomy places the organism in Eukaryota, Metazoa, Arthropoda, Insecta, Diptera, Chironomidae. The record is from the annotation of a GenBank genome assembly.